This is a messenger RNA of Protopolystoma xenopodis, 636 nucleotides long. Lineage: Eukaryota; Metazoa; Platyhelminthes; Monogenea; Polystomatidea; Polystomatidae. The record is from the annotation of a GenBank genome assembly.
AUGGGAAGGGCGGCCAGUUUCGCAACCUCGCCCAAGUCUCAUCAGUUUUUCCAACGGGACUCGACACCGGGUCGUGAUUCACCAAUUAAUUAUGUAUACUUGCCGGCACUAUGGCAACUAAAAAGAGUGACCCCUUCCUCCGAGCAGACGAAAAUCUGCGCCGAGGGCAAGUUCAAGCCACUCCCCGGCGAUGGUCUCUGUCAAGUCUGCCCACGGAACUCCCGCAGCAGUUACACCCCCCUGGCUGAGUACCAACGCCGGGAACGUCACUACGCCAGACCGUCUGAAGUCUUAACUGUCACCGGCGUCAGUUUCGAGGCCAGUCGAGCCGCCGGAGACGUCUCGGACCCUCGGCCAAGCCAGGCCCAGCUGGCCGACGCGAUGUCCACCGACCCUGUUGGUCCAUCAAGAGACCUCACCUCCGCCACGGCCUCGGCGUCGACGUCCGAACAGACCGUCGAACUGCUUUUGCCUCGGUCCGUAGGCCCGGUAGCCUGCGCCUGUCUGCCCGGCUUCUACAGAAACCCCCGGGUCGAUCUGGAGACUGAUGCCUGUACAGGUGUGCAUUUUGAGACCACUUGUGAUUCUUAUUAUCCCACUUAUGUAACGGAUUAUUGGGCCCCAUUCUGGACAUAG